CAUAAUUUAUCAUUUUUAAAAAAAUCCAAUAGUUAUUAGACAUCGACUAACUUCAGUAUCAUGAAAAAAAUGAAUUUUAAAUAAAUACCUGAUUGUUAAUAAUCAUCAAUGUGAUAAAAAAUUAAUUUGUACAAUGUGAUAUUUGUAAAAAUAAUUUUUAAAUGUAAAAAUUAUAAAAAAUGACUCACCAAGCGGCAAGUUCUAUGUCUAGGCUGGAAUCUGAGCUGAAAAAAAAAUCUAUUAGAAUAUAAAAUAUUUAAAAGUUUAUUGAAGGCUAAAUAUUAAGUGAUAUAUGUACUUUGAUGAAUGAUUAGAUGAAAUUCAACGAAAUGAUGACUUCAGUAAACAGAUUGAAUCCAUUGCCGACAACAGGGCAUACAAUUUAUUAUUUAAUUACACUUGAUCACUGACACUUAUUUUAGUUUUACUAUUUCACUACACUCAAUCACUGACACCUUUCAUUACACUAUUUAACGUCACUAUUUAUUUACACUCAAAUCACUGUCACUUUGAAGUACAUUUUUAAAUUACAAGUAUGAAAUAUGAUCCUGAAAUUAGCAGACAGCUCACAAUUUUUCUUUUUUCUUUUUUCAAAAAUUUAAUUAAAAAAAAAAAAACUAACAAUGUGCACAUGUAGAAAAUUUAAAAAACUAUAAGUGCAAUUUUUUAAAAUAUGUUUUUUUUUUUAUAAUUUAUCGGUUUUCAAAAAUCCAAAAAUUACUAUCGAGGUCGGCUAAUUUACGCCUUAGAUAAUUGAAAAAUCAGUACGCGCAUAUUUUUAAAUUUCAUUAUUUUUAUUAAUUUAUUCAUUUGUUUAAAAUUUAUAAAUUGUCUAAUAUUUGCUACAUUCACACUCACUUUGAAUUACACUAUUUAUCUACACUCAAUCACUGACACUUUCAAUAACACUAUUUAAUUACACUUAAUUACUUACACUAAAUAUUUACGUGACUAUAUUAAAAAAUGUAAUUUAAUAACAACACUAAUUUAAUUGUAUUUUAUUUAAACACUUUUAAAAAAAUAAACAGAAGAACAAAUUAACGUCUACCGGCUGUAAUAUUUCGCUUCGUCUGCAGCUCUCGCUACUAAAAAACUAAAAGCUGAGCAAACGUUAGGAAGUGACACAUAGCGCUUAGGUUGCCGCGUACUUUAACUACAUUAAUUUUUAUAAGCCGUUCAAUUUAUUUUAAUUUAUUGUUUCAAAAAAUAGGUAAAAAUUAAACUGAUUGUAAGUAAUUCAUAUGAUACUGAAGUUAAUUACUAAUUAAUAACUACCCGGAGAGUUGACAAUUUAAAUUAUUUUUAUUUAAAAAAUUUCGAUUGAAUUAAUUGUUUUUCUUUUAUUGGGAGCUUUGCCUUCAGACUACACAUUGAAAUUUUAUUUUUUAUAAAGAAAUAUAAAGAGAGUGUUGAUUUUUACGCAUAUAAAUUUAUGUGUCUAAAUAUUUCUUACCAAAGAAUCAAAAAAUCUUUAAAACCCGGAAAAUUUUAAUAUUAAUUCAAUAUAUUAAUCUCAUAAAUUUAAUAUCCCGGAAACUAUGCGAGUAUCGAAAAAUUUAUUUUAAAAAAAGUUAUACUAUAAAAUUCUUAUUCAAAAUACCAACAUGUCAUCAACAAUCUCCAAUAGACUUAACAUUUGACACUUAUUGAACAAAUCUAGGAUAUGUUCAUUAAAAAAUACAUCUGCACGUUUAUUUGUCACCUGUUUACUUAUGAAAAUUUACUGAUCAGUGAUCACCAUCACGAAACAGCAUUCUAGCUGCCUUGGAUAUUUCUAAUAGAAACCUCUCGCCAUUUUUUUUCCCCAAAGCGCUAAUUUUUCAAACUCCGUGCACGCGCUAAUAUACAAAACCGAGAUAACAAAAACUCUGCAUUACCGAGGAUCAAAUGUCAAAAUGUCAGCUGAUUAUUUUAUUUACAUAUAAAUUAAACAAAAAACUACUGUUUAAUAAAAUGACUAUUGUUUACUCAGUUAAAUCUAUUUAACUUAAUAAUAAUAGUCAAUAUUUAUUAUUUGUUAUUGUAUUUUUAAUUUAAAUAAUGAAUAAAUUAAUUUUAUCUGAGUAUGAAGAUAUUAACUCAUUAUUAUUAAAACCUAUUGUAGCAACACAAAGAAUAAAGUAUACUUGUAUCCAUGUAUCAACAAAUUAUGUAGCACUUGGAUCAACUAGUGGUAGUAUUUAUUUAUUUACACGUGAGCCAUGUACUUUUCAACAAUUAAUACCUCAAUCAGAAGGGCCAGUUACUCAUGUCCUGAUAUCACCUGAUGAAAAAACACUAGCAUUGUCAACAAAACGUGGUAGUAUUUGUGUUAUUAAUAUUAAACCAGUUAAAUUAUUAUCAAUAAUAUCAAAUGGACGUGAUACAGUAAUAACUUGUUUAUGUUGGAAUGAAAAAAGUUCAGAAAUUUAUGUCGGUGAUAAUAAUGGAAAAGUAUCUACUGUUGUAUUAUCAAUUUUUACUGUAAAUGGAAUGUUUCAAGCACCAUCGUGUGCAUUAAUGCAUUUAGACUCAUCAGUUGUACAAAUGGAUUAUUCCUCUCACUACUUACUGGUAUCAACACUCACUCGGUGUUACAUUUGUGACACGUCUCAUGAACAAUUCAAACAAAUCGGUAACAAAGCACGUGACGGCGAGUAUGGUGGGUGUUUUUUUAAAAAUCAUGAGCAAGUUAAAUCAUCACUAUCAUUAUCAUCAUCGUCGUCAUCGAGCUCAAUGGCAACCGAUGCCUCGGAAAAAGUUCAAAAAUCAAUAGGUCUGACAAUGAUGGGUUUAAAUGAUCAGCCAGUUGAUGAUAAUUUAAUAGUUUAUUGUACGAGACCUGGUUGCCGUCUUUGGGAAGUCAAUGUAAGCGGUACAGUUGUAAAGACUCAUCAAUUUAAAGAAGCACUUAAACCACCCGCUAAAAUAUUCAAAUCAUCAUCUAUAAAAUCCAGUUAUUGUGAUAACGACAGCUCAAAAAAUACUCAAACAAUUAAUUUUUCACGUUUACAAGUUAUAAAUAAUAAAUACUUGCUCUCUUAUACUACUAAUAAUAUAUUUAUAAUAGAUCCAAUAAAUACAACAAUUAUAUCGACUGAAUUUAAUAAUAUAUUUAUGAUUAAUGUGAUUGAUGAUAAAAUUUAUAUUAUGACGACACUAGGUACCUUUCAUUAUUUAUUAUUGUCGACAAGUGAUUAUUUAAUUUUAAAAUUUUAUGAUCAUAAAUUAUUUGAUGAUUGUUUACAAUUAUGUAAAUUGUAUCGUAAUGAUUUAACAAAUGACGCAGAUAUAAAUAAUGUUUUACUUCCGAUAAUCGCAUCAAUACAAUCGAAUUUUACACCACAGAGAUUACAUUCGGGAAUUGUUGUUGUUAAUUCAGGCCACGGUUUAUUUAAUAAUGAUGAGUAUAAUAAUUAUUUUUUAGAAAUUAAUGAUAAAAAUAAAAGUGAAAUAAAACAGAAAGUUGAUAAUGAAUCAGAUGAAAUUAUUUUAACAAAUGAAUUUAAAAGCAUGACAAUUAAUGGUAGCAAUGGUGAUAUUAAAAAUAAUUAUUUUAAAAUAAAUGAUUCAACGAAUAAAAGUAAUGAUGGUGAUUUGGAAUCUCAAUUUAAAAAUGAGUUUAAAAAUAUUCAAAGUGAUGUAGAACCGAUUUAUGAGUUGAUAAAUUCAUUGAAAAAUUGUCUUAAUGAAGACACUGAUAAAAUAAUUAAUGAUAUAAUUAAAAAUAUUAUGGAUAUUAAAAAUAAAUAUAAACAAAUUGAAUUAAAACAAUUUAUUUAUGAAAUAAUACGAUCUGUUGAACGUCAUUAUUUUAAUGUGUUAUUAGAAAAUGUGAUGAUUGAUUUAUAUUUUGAAAAUAAUUUUGUGAUUGAUGAAAUUACUCGGGCAUUUAUUGAUUUAAAUUCAAGUGCUGAUUGUAUUUGUGAGAAAAAUUUUUUGAAAAAUAAUUACCACGCUAUGGAACCAAAGUUUAUUGAAGUAGGAAUAAAUUUACUUAAAUUAUUAGUUAAAGUAAAUAAAAGCAAUGCAAUAAAUAUAUGUUGUAAAAUACCGUACAUGUGGCACGAGUAUUUUCAAAUUCAAAUAGAUAAUAAAUUUGAAUGUGAUAUUAUUCCAUUGUGCCUUCAAACUAGAGACAAUAAAAUUAUUGCCAAUUUAUUCAUACUUCUGGAUGACGACAAAGAGCUAUGGAAUUAUGCCGCUGAAAGUUAUAAAUUUAUGGAGAAAGGUAUUUGUUUGGUGUGCAAACGAAAAUAUAAAGCUUUAAUUAGUAACGAUAAUGAGCAAUUUGAUGUACUUGAUUGGAGUGAAAUAGCUCGUCUUAUUAUAAAGAAAAAAAAUAUUGACACGGCAUUUAAAUUUCUUAAAAAUUUGGAAAAAUUAUUACCUCAUGUUAAAUUAAAAGAAAAUAUUUAUCAGUCACUUAUAUUUACAAAAUUAUUAGAUCAACAUGGACUUGAUCAUACAGUUGAAUUUGAUGGGAAUAAAUUAAAUAAUGAUUAUAAUUCGAUUUGUUCAUCAGAAGUACAGAAAAUGCUUAAAGAAUCAUUGGAAAAAGAUAUCGAAAAAGAAAUAAUUAAAAAAAAUUUAUUUGGAAGUGGAGUCCAUCAUUGGGGAAUUAAAUUCAAGACAAAAUCAUCAAUAUGUUCUUCCUGUACUCUUUCAUUACAAACCCCAGUUUUAUUAGGAAAUAAUGGGAUAUCAAUAUUUCCAUGUGGUCAUGCUUAUCACGUUAAUUGUCUUUUACAAAAAAAAUCAACAAAAUGUUUUCUUCAUCCAUAAAAAAUAAAAGUAAAAGAAAAAAAACUUUUUUUAAUGUAUAUAAUAUGAAAUUUUUAAAAUUUAAUUAUUUAAAAUUUUUAGAUACAAUUUUUGUGCCAAAUAAUAAAAUAAAAUACUCUCUACUUAUUAAAUUAAA
Messenger RNA from Microplitis mediator, 4900 nucleotides. RefSeq lists its product as uncharacterized. Gene Ontology annotation, molecular function: protein binding. The record is from RefSeq and is a predicted model, not a curated record. The transcript is spliced from 6 exons. Gene Ontology annotation, cellular component: cytoplasm. The coding region runs from base 2041 to 4764 and encodes 907 amino acids. Gene Ontology annotation, biological process: developmental pigmentation. NCBI's taxonomy places the organism in Eukaryota, Metazoa, Arthropoda, Insecta, Hymenoptera, Braconidae.